AUUUGUGUUUAAGAAUAUUGCAAAUAUGAGUGGUUGCAGAGUCUUCAUUGGUCGGCUGAACCCAGCUGCCAGAGAGAAAGAUGUGGAGAGGUUCUUCAAGGGCUAUGGAAGAAUCCGAGACAUUGAUCUGAAGAGAGGUUUUGGGUUUGUGGAAUUUGAAGAUCCAAGAGAUGCAGAUGAUGCAGUUUAUGAACUUGAUGGCAAAGAACUCUGCAAUGAAAGGGUUACGAUUGAGCAUGCCCGUCUUCGUUCCAGAGGUGGUGGACGAGGAGGCCUUGGCCGUGGAAGAUAUUCUGAUAGAUUUAGUAGUCGUCGCCCACGUAAUGAAAGAAGUGCUCCACCAAUAAGGACUGAAAAUCGUCUUAUCGUAGAAAACUUGUCGUCAAGAGUCAGCUGGCAGGAUUUAAAAGACUUCAUGAGACAAGCUGGAGAAGUUACUUUUGCUGAUGCGCACAGACCGAAACUCAAUGAAGGGGUUGUUGAGUUUGCAUCUUAUAGUGAUCUAAAAAAUGCUAUCGAGAAAUUGUCUGGCAAAGAAAUCAAUGGACGGAAAAUCAGACUGAUUGAAGGAAACAAAAGGCACAGCAGGUCAAGAAGUCGCUCCCGUAGCAGAAGCUCAUCUAGGUCUCGCAGCCGAUCUCGUUCCAGGAGCAGGAAGUCCUACAGCCGUUCUCGUAGCCGCAGCCGUACCCCUCGUAGCAACCGCAGUAAAUCAAGAUCAGUGAGUAGGUCUCCCAUUCAAGACAAAUCUCAAAAGGCAGCUGCAUCUAGGAGCCCAUCUAAAUCCCCUGCAUCUGCUGAUCGGCAAAGGUCUCGGUCGAGAUCCAGAUCUGUUGAUAGCAGAAACUGAACUUUUUAUACCUUUUUCGUACCCUAUUUUACUCCCCCGCCCCUGACUUUGUGUAAAGUAUACUUGCUACUCUUGGUAAGUAUAAAAUUGAUUAAAAACGAGCAGGAACAUAGAAUACAAACUUAGUGUGGACCACUGAGACAGAUACAAACUGUCUUUAUUACCUUCCACCUGCUUGUGACUUGUAUAGUUUUGUGUAAAGUACUUCACUUUUUCCUCUUGGAUGUGAUUGAUGACCUGAUUGUGUAUGUGAGCUUAACAUGGGAUAUCUCAUUUGCUCAUUGCUGUAAAUAAAGCUGUUUUGUGUGUUUGCCCU
Nanorana parkeri is the source of this 1166-nucleotide messenger RNA. It is a transcript of the gene SRSF5, whose product is annotated as serine and arginine rich splicing factor 5. Gene Ontology annotation, molecular function: mRNA binding. NCBI's taxonomy places the organism in Eukaryota, Metazoa, Chordata, Amphibia, Anura, Dicroglossidae. The transcript has 7 exons. The record is from RefSeq and is a predicted model, not a curated record. Gene Ontology annotation, cellular component: cytoplasm; nucleus; ribonucleoprotein complex. Bases 26 to 850 code for a protein of 274 amino acids.